CCUGAGCAUAAACAAGAGUGGGGCCGGGAUGAGGCGACGGUUGAGUCUGGGACAGCUAGCGGCGGCGAGUGGGACCCGGCACUGACCCUGAGUGCAGCUCGAGCCGUCCCCCGAGGGCGCGCGCCUCUCUGGCCGACCCGCCGCGCGCGCAGCCAUGAACCUCGCGAGUCAGAGUGGCGAGGCUGGCGCUAGCCAGCUGCUGUUCGCCAACUUCAACCAGGAUAACACGUCCCUAGCUGUUGGUAGUAAGUCCGGUUAUAAAUUUUUCUCCCUUUCUUCUGUGGAUAAGCUGGAACAGAUCUAUGAAUGCACUGACACUGAAGAUGUGUGCAUUGUAGAAAGAUUGUUCUCCAGCAGCUUAGUGGCCAUCGUUAGCCUCAAAGCUCCCAGGAAGCUGAAGGUUUGCCACUUUAAGAAGGGGACUGAGAUCUGUAAUUAUAGCUACUCCAACACGAUUCUGGCCGUGAAACUGAACAGGCAGAGGCUCAUUGUGUGCCUGGAGGAGUCUCUCUACAUACACAACAUUCGGGACAUGAAGGUACUGCACACCAUCAGGGAGACCCCCCCAAACCCUGCAGGCUUGUGUGCCCUCUCAAUAAACAAUGACAACUGCUACUUGGCGUACCCAGGGAGUGCCACCAUCGGAGAGGUGCAGGUCUUCGACACCAUUAACUUGAGAGCUGCAAACAUGAUCCCAGCCCACGAUAGUCCUUUAGCGGCGCUGGCUUUUGAUGCAAGUGGAACCAAACUUGCCACUGCUUCUGAGAAGGGGACCGUGAUUAGGGUAUUUUCCAUUCCUGAAGGACAAAAACUUUUUGAGUUCCGGAGAGGAGUAAAGAGGUGUGUGAGCAUUUGCUCGCUGGCCUUCAGCAUGGACGGCAUGUUCCUCUCUGCGUCUAGCAACACAGAGACCGUGCACAUCUUCAAGCUGGAGACUGUAAAGGAAAAACCCCCCGAGGAGCCCACCACCUGGACUGGCUACUUCGGGAAAGUGCUCAUGGCGUCCACCAGCUACCUUCCCUCCCAAGUGACCGAGAUGUUCAACCAGGGCAGAGCCUUUGCCACUGUCCGCCUGCCCUUCUGUGGCCACAAGAACAUCUGCUCCCUAGCCACAAUUCAGAAGAUUCCCCGGUUACUGGUGGGUGCUUCUGACGGCUACUUGUACAUGUACAACCUGGACCCCCAGGAGGGCGGCGAGUGCGCCCUGAUGCGACAGCACAGGCUGGAUGGCAGUAUGGAGACGACCAGUGAAAUCGUAGACUCUGCCUCACACGACUGCCCUUUAGUAACACAAACCUAUGGCACAGCAAAAGGUGCUUAUGCACCCUCUUCCCCCACGAGGCUUGGUAAGGGGCAGGACACGAACCUGGAAGCCUACACAGACGACCUGGGUGCCGUAGGUGGCGUAUGCCUGGAGGAUGAGACCAGUGCCCUGCGCCUGGACGAAGACAGCGAGCAUCCUCCAAUGAUCCUGCGGACUGAUUGAGCUUAACCUUGAGCCUGACCCUGAGCGCAGAGAACAGGCUUGAUGGAGGACUUUGUGCAUUGCUGCUAUGAACUUUGACCUGGACUGGGGGAAAGGAUGGCAGAGACUUAAAAAGUCAUAGUGAUAGUCUAAUUCCAUACUUUUGAGAAAAUACACUGUUUUCACUGCAGUGACUUUUAAUCCUGCUUAUGAAUUUCAGCUCUUUGUUUUUUUUUUUUUUUUUUUUUUUUUUUUGCCAAAGUUAAGUGUCCAGUGAAGCCCAAAGUCUCCUUGCUUUGCAUGCGUGAUGUGCCAAGCCGGUGCCCAGAAGCUGACUGUCUGCACAGUGGAGCUCGGUCCUCUGGCUUCCAUGUCUGUAGCAAUGGCGCAGGAGGCGUGCAGUGCUCUGGUUUGGUUGUCAAAGCUGUUUCUGCUGGGUGCUGGUACACAUCGGCCUUGGGCAAGAGUCCUCUUGCCCUGCAGCCCCAUCUGGACCAUUCUCCCCUACACACACUUUAUUUUGUUAAUUAAAUUCUUUCCAAAUUGGAUUAUUCUGGGAUUCUUCCAUGGCGGACUUCCAUUUCUGAUCUUAUUCUCCAAGUGGAUGUUGGGAGAGAGAUGCUAAAACCCUUGCUCCCUGAUAGGGGACUUGACUGAGUGCCUGGAAUACCUAGAGCCAAUAGGAGUGGUGUCCUGGGGCCUUAAAUUGCCUCUCUUCCUCCUCCUCUGCGUCCUGUCAAUUAACUGAGUUUAUGGCAGGAGAGUUUCAGCUAUCCUAAGCAAGCACAUACAUGACUGACUGCUGGGUGCUGCGGUACACACCAUAAUCCCAGCACUCAGGAGCCAAGGCAGGGGAUUGCCACAAAGGCCAGCCUGGACUACGUAGUGAGACCUGUCUCAAAAAACCAAAAAAAAAAAAAAAAAAAAAAGUGAGAAAUGGAGGCAUGAGUGACGUGGUGGCUGUUGGCACCUUGUAUCAGGUGAUAUGGGCCUUGUCUGCUGCAGUCCUAGAGCAUCAGUUCGGCAGAGAGAGGUCUUGGUCACAGGCUGCAGUGCUUAGUUAGCUUUCCUUUUCAUUUGCCUAGAAUUAAAACAACCUUAGGCAACUCACACAUCAGUGUUUCUAGCCAAGCAUGGAAUAAUGCAAGUUUCAAGGGCUUAGGAGGUAGAGUUUGUGAAUCUGCAGGUUCCACAGCGUCACCUAGGUGGGCCCAGACUUGUCCCUUAAAGUCAAAAAGCCAGGCAAGUGGCUUGCAGGAAGAGAUGGCCAGAUGCACCCAGGACAGACUCAGGCGUGAGCUGAGGUUCUAGGGACCAAAAAUGUGUGUUUCAGAAGGGGCUGCAUUAGAAUGUGGCCCGUGUGAUGCCUGCUUGAUGGCUGUCAGGCUUGCAGGGGUUUGGGGACUUGGAUCUGCUUUGCCAGCUUCAUCUUGAGAUUUGCCACUGAGCUAUCCCCAGCUUCCCUUGAGACUGAUCAUCCCAGAGUUGUUGGAAACUCGUUUCUCUCUGAUACCUAUGCUGUCCUGAAACUUGUCAGUCCUGGCCUCCUGCAGGGAGGAGGUCCCAGUGCUGGGUGAGUGCUUUUCCUCCCAAUGUCGGGAAACCCUCUAGAAAAGAAUUUAGAGAUCAUCUGCCCUUCAAUUUCCCUUCCAGUUUCAUUGUCAGGGCCCCUUUUCUCCUGGGCCUGGAGUCUGUGUGUCACAGACAGACCUUGGGCAUGGACAGGAGGGAUCAGGGAGAGGCAAGAAAUGUGAACCAUGAGGUUGUAGGGUUCUCCACCAGACCAGAGGCCCAGGGAAAGGGACUUGAGCAGCAGUACUUACAUAGUUCAGACCACUCACCAGAGGAGUUUUUUAAUUGUAUUUUUUCAGAAAAAGACAAUAGAGCUCAGGAUUGGAUACAGAACACAGAAAUUUUUGCAUGAAUUUGGACCAAAUCUUCUGUUUCCUUGUUUUUGAGUAUGAGGCAGGAGCUCACUGUAUACUUCAGACUGGCGUUGGACGACUCUUACAACCCACGCUGGCCUUGAAUUCACAGAGGUCCUCCUGCUACAGCCUCUCAGGGGCUGGAAUUAGAGGGAUGUGCCACCAUGCUAGGCUUCUUUUGUGUUUUCUAAAGCAGUGAAACCAAGAAUUGGAUUAAACCUGGAGUCAGCCCUUCCAACAGCCAGCAUAAGCUGCAGGGCUUGUAGGCGUGGUUCUGGUCUGUGGCGGGAACACCUUCCCUCAGGCUAGUUGCCAGCUUCAGUGUGACUGCCUGGCACAGUGCCUGGCUCAUGCAGGUAUACAAUUAUACAAAUGCUGAAGCGUUUUGUGGGGUGGACACUCAUUUUCAAAAUUGAACUCCAGGCUUGGUGGGAGAGAGGUGGGAGUCUGGUUCACGCUGGAGGUUUUGUGUAGGUGUCUGACCCUGCCCUUCCUGCUCCUUCAUGCUACCCCAGGGCGCAUGUGAGUGGCUCUUGAGGGUGGUGUAGGGGACAUGAGGAGUCUCCUACACGCAGGGCUCCAGUGAGAAUGCCUGAGCUGUAGCCACCUGUGCACUGUUGACGGGCACUGACUGCCACCAUCUCACCACCUGGUGUGUCGCUCUGGGAGCUGGAAGCUUUAGACUUGUGAUGUCAGGCUGAGUUUUGCCCAGAAGGACCAGAGGAGACUCCUGUGUCCCCACAGCCCACAGAGGGAAGAGGGCCGUCAGGCAUGGGAAAUGCGUUCCUUGCUCCUUGCUACAGUAUCGAGACAGGGCUGGCAUAAACGUGUCUCUGUGUGUCCACAUCCUGUGGGGCCACCCCUCUCUGUGCAGUGACCAAAUCACUUGGUUUGAGUAUGCAUCGGCUGGAUCAGGAGCUGAGCACCCAGCUGUUCUUUCCCAGCAUGCUUUGUCUUCUUGUGGGAAAGAGACGGCGGCAUAGGGGCCUGAGUCUGCCUGGGCUUGCAGGAGUGCUUGCUCACUUGGCAGUCAUUGUCAUUGCAGCAUGCCAUGACAGUGGUGGCAAAGGCCACUUGGGUCUGGUGAGCAUCUGAGGAGCACAAACCAGCACCGAGCUGGGCCUCGAGGUGCAAGCAGCCCUUAGAGCACGGAUAUCGGGCCGGAAACAGCUCUGAGUUGGAAAAGCAAACCCUUUUCAGAGCUGAGAACCCAAGGGGACUGUUGUGAUUCUUCAUGCCUCUAAUUUUCCUUCUUAUAAAAAAAUAAAGACCCAAAACUGAAAA
This is a messenger RNA of Cavia porcellus (domestic guinea pig), 4674 nucleotides long. It is a transcript of the gene Wipi2, whose product is annotated as WD repeat domain, phosphoinositide interacting 2. Gene Ontology annotation, molecular function: protein binding; phosphatidylinositol-3-phosphate binding; phosphatidylinositol-3,5-bisphosphate binding. The record is from RefSeq and is a predicted model, not a curated record. Lineage: Eukaryota; Metazoa; Chordata; Mammalia; Rodentia; Caviidae. The coding region runs from base 155 to 1486 and encodes 443 amino acids. The transcript has 12 exons. Gene Ontology annotation, biological process: protein lipidation; autophagy of mitochondrion; protein localization to phagophore assembly site. Gene Ontology annotation, cellular component: phagophore assembly site membrane; extrinsic component of membrane; cytosol.